Molecule: messenger RNA, 201 nt
Organism: Haemonchus placei
Lineage: Eukaryota; Metazoa; Nematoda; Chromadorea; Rhabditida; Trichostrongylidae
Source: the annotation of a GenBank genome assembly
AUGCAGCAACUUUACGACUGUGGAAAUAUCGCUAAUAAUGUGGAUCUAGACAAAGGGCAUGAACUGGCGCGUUUCGCUGUGAUGUAUGCGAGAGUUUCGACAAGAAAGCACAAGAAAUGGGAAGGAGACGGACUUUUAAUAUGCUUCGCAAAUAGUGCUGUUCUUAAAACAGAUGAUGAUAAGGACGUUAUUUGUAGGUGA